Symphalangus syndactylus (siamang) is the source of this 436-nucleotide messenger RNA. RefSeq names its product vimentin type intermediate filament associated coiled-coil protein (gene VMAC). The record is from RefSeq and is a predicted model, not a curated record. NCBI's taxonomy places the organism in Eukaryota, Metazoa, Chordata, Mammalia, Primates, Hylobatidae.
AUGUCGGCGCUGCCGGCCCUGUAGAUCCAGGAGGCUAACGCACACCUGGCGGCCGUGCACCGGCGCGCGGCGGAGCGCACGGUGCACGCCCAAGCCGAGCACCUGGCCCUCCACGACCAGCAGCUGCGCGCCGCCGUAGACGAACUGGGUCGCGCCAAGGACCGUGAGAUUGCCACACUCCAGGAGCAGCUGAUGACCUCAGAGGCCACUGUCCACAGCCUGCAGGCCACCGUGUACCCGGGGGACGAGCUCAUUAGGCAGUUGCAGCCCCGGGCUGAGCUGCUGCAGGACAUCUGCCGCCGCCGGCCACCCCUGGCCACGCUGCUGGAUGCCCUGGCUGAGGCUGGAUCAUCUUUGUAACAAAAAGAAAACAAACCAAAUGAAAAUGAAAUGAAUUCUCUCAAAAAGAAUUAAGACAGGAAGAAGGCUCACAAAG